This is a messenger RNA of Prunus mume (Japanese apricot), 3695 nucleotides long. Lineage: Eukaryota; Viridiplantae; Streptophyta; Magnoliopsida; Rosales; Rosaceae. The record is from RefSeq and is a predicted model, not a curated record.
AUCAUCAUGAAGACUAAAAGUUUCAGAGACUCUUCUCAUGGAGAGAGAAGCAGAAGCAGAAGCAGAAGCAGAUACUCAUACCCAUUUUAAGACCAAGCGAAACAGGAAAAAGUUGCUGAAAAAGAAAGCUUGGAAGAGAAGCUUCUUGAAAUCUCAGCCAUUGCUUAGAUUGGAAUAUAAGUCAGGCACACGAAUGUCACACAGAUAGAGAGAGAGCUGACGUUCACUCAAACCUUUCUAUGCUAUUAUGAUCAAAACAAUUUCUAUUAAUAUUAUUUUUAUUUUUAUUUUAGCUGGGACUAGACUUCCCACCUAAACCAAACUUUGAAAGGAUCCUGCCACCCACAAAUUAAAGUAACAGACCAUCCCUUCUCAUUUCUGUAUUUGUAAAUGAAAUCUACCAAUUUGUAGCUGGAUGAUAUUGGAGAGAGCUGAAACAGAGUUGCUGCACUGCAAGUCUGCAAGCACAACAUGGCGAAGCGAUCGGAUUUUGCGCAGAAGCUGUUGGAUGAUCUGCGCGUCCGGAAGGAAAAAAUGGCUGCACCUCAGAGCUCCAACCGUUCUAACUCAAUGGCCAUAGAUGCAUAUGCUUAUUCCAAGCAAACUCAUAGAGGAAGAGGGGAUAUGAGGACAAAUGGAACGAUUGGCUCAAGAACUGGGAACCCCCAAAACAGUUAUAGAGGAAGUGGUAGAACACCUAUCAUUCAAGAGGCUUCAAAUCAGAUUGUUGCUUAUGGGAGAGAUAGGAGCUCAGGACAAGUAGGAGAUCUGUCCAUGGCCUUGGCUUUUGCACUCGAGAAUGGAGGAAAACUCGGCAGAACAGAUUCAUCUAGCAGAAGUACAAUGCUGGGAUUUUUGAAUCAAUUUGGAAGGGGAUCCAUAGACUUUAGAAAGCUGGAAAGAAAAGGAAGUGUAAAUAGUUACUGGGGUUCAACUAACCAGUUUCCAAACCUUUCUAAUAUCCAUAUUGAAGAAAUAUCAAGAGGGGCACAGAAAUUAAACCAAAUCCUAAGAGCAUGCUCUAAUGGCAUUAAUGCUGAUAAAUUUUCAAUAGAAAUUGGGAAGAAACUCAUGCAAGGAGCCAUGGAUUUGGAAGAGUCCUUGAGAAUGCUUGUAAACCUGCAGGAAGCUUCAGAAUACAUGGUCAGCUCACAGAGGAAAAAUCGGAUCACAUUACUAGAUGAAGAUGAUGAGGAUGAUGAAGACAACACUGUCAAACCAGCUGAGCAAAUGCAACUGGAUCUACCAAGGUUCUCCUUCGACAAGUCCUCAAGACACGCUCAUAAAAUCCAAGAAGUUGGAAGGACGGGCCUCAAGCAGAAGGUGACCGCAGCUCUCACUUACUCUACUGAAGGUAGUAGCUUCAACCAUGAAAAGAAAGGCAAAAUAACCUCCACAUCAGUUUCUCAGAGGAAAUCAGUCAGCUAUAGCCCUGGUGUCAAGAACCAAUCAAUAUCUUCAGACCAGAAAGAGUCUAAACAAGAAAAGGAAAGGAUUCCUAACGUAAUUGCAAAACUAAUGGGACUGAAUGAGCUUCCAGAAAAUGAGAACUUGAAGCACACCGCACAGAAAGUCUCCAGUUCCAAACCAAAAAGAGAAAGCCGGGCGAUAGGGCAAACAAUACAGGAAACCAGUAAGAUUUCUGGAGUUAGGACUAAGGAUAUUGAGAAUUUGGCAUCUACAAAUAGACAAAAAGUUGUAGAAGGCAAUAAGUAUCCUUUGUUGCAGAAUACUAGUUUUGUUUUGCAAGCAGAAAAAGGCAAGAUUGCCAACAAUAUUAGCCUUGAGGUGGUUAUUCAUGAUGGGAAAUCACCCUGGAAGGACUUGGAAGGACCAAAACCUGUGAAAGGACCAGGAAAGACAUCCGCCAAAACAGAUAAGCAGCAGAAAUCCCCUCAAAUCGUCAAACCAGAUAAACCUGUGGGACAUAACGGUUUUGAAGCUGAACUUAUGAUGCAAGAAAAAACAGGGUUCAAGGUUCUCCCAAGCAAUCAGCACAAGUCGCAGAACAAUCAUGAAUUUCAGCAGCCAUCCAUGCUUUGGAGAUCGGAGUCACCAGAAGAAAAGCGUAUAGGAGAGGUGAAGGAGCAGCAGAGUGCACAACAAAAGAUGCAGUCGAGAAAACGAGGAAGUGAAACGAUAUCCAAGAGUAUAUCAAAAGGAGCAGGAGAUUUGCAAAAAAAGCAGCUACAUACAGACCAAGCUAGGGCAAAUAAGAAAAGUAUGAGAGAAGCCGUUGCUGCAGUGCAAUCCAAAGGAGUUCCAAAUGGCACCUACAAUGGAAAUCUGGCCAGAAGAAAAAGUUCUGCUGAGUUGCAUUUGAGUAUGAAAGAUUUUUCUCCAAAUGACCAAGGCCCUGAACCAGCAAAAGAAAAUUUUGGCAUUUCACCAGUUAUGGAGGAGAGGCCUGUUCAUGUAGCACCCUUACAGAAAGCAAAAUCUAGAAGAGUGAAUAAAAGCGAAAUCCCUGGAAGGAUCGACGAAGUAGUGACCAGAAGAAAUGGAACGCUGAAUAACUUGACAAGGCCACUAAAACGUCAGACUUCCAUUUUGCAAGAAGUUGCACACAGAAGCCAUGAAAAACUCGGUGGCCAUAAUGUAGCAGAAAAAGUCAAAACCAGCAGGUUGAAGCAAGCAGAGCCACGGAUCAUCAAAUCCAACAAAUCAACAUCAAGCAUUCAACCAUCAGCUUCGGCACAAAACAUACAAAAGGAAGCUGAGCAGGCUUCCACUCUGUAUGAUUUCAAUGAACUUGAAUGCCGAAGCCUUAAAGAACCACAAAAUCUCGUUCCAAAUGACAUUUGUCAAAACACAGUCUUAGUAACUGAUAAUCAGCAAGAUCAAGCACCUGUUUUUGGAGAUGACGAGUGCACAACUGGACCAAAUACACUUAAUGUUGCAGGAACCCAUGAAGACAGCUUAGACAUUUCUCAUCCAGUGCAAUUGGAGCACAAGAAAACUUUCAACUGGAGAAAACAAGAGCCACUCACAGAAAGUGAAAACCGCCUGAAGCAGAUAGUGAUAAAGAGUCAACUGUUUCUAAACACAGCAGAGGCACUUUUCAAACUUGAUAUCCCAUUUGGCAUUCUUCAUGACAGUGGUCGUAAUUGCAGCCAGGAUGAAGAUAGCAAGCUCACAUUAGACUGUGGCUAUGAAGUAAUGAAAAGAAAAGGGAGAAGGCAAGAGCUCAAUGUUCAUCCUAAUUGUGUGAAGAUAUCAAUAAGUUUCAUCCAGACACAGUCCUUGGAUGAGUUGGUUAAACAAUUGCAUAACGAUUUCGAAAAGCUCAAAUUAUAUGGUAGAAAUGGGAAACUGGAAUGUGAAGCUGAAGAGUAUGUGCCGAAAAUGCUCGAAAGCGAUAUGCAUAACUUGGAGCCUGACAUAAGUUGUAUGUGGGACAUGGGUUGGGAUGAGACCAUGUUUGCAAUUCUUGAAGUAGAUGAAGUUAUAAAGGAUUUGGAGAGGCUUGUGCUCAGCGGACUUGUAGACGAGCUUACCAGAGACCUCUUAUAUGCGUGACACUCUUUUCAUUGCUGCAACAAGUUGAGAAAAGUUUGUUUCAUUAUUCAACUGGUUUACUUGGUUUUGUAAGAGAUGAAUUAUAAUGCAAUCCUUUAUUGCAGGAUUUCUCGUUCAUACGUUGAACUUGUAAUGAGUGCACUCUUUUGUUUUGUUACGAGGAAUUAUUCCAGCAA